This is a messenger RNA of Theileria parva strain Muguga, 940 nucleotides long. RefSeq names its product RNA recognition motif family protein (gene SF3B4). The coding region runs from base 52 to 924 and encodes 290 amino acids. The record is from RefSeq and is a predicted model, not a curated record. Gene Ontology annotation, molecular function: RNA binding. Gene Ontology annotation, cellular component: U12-type spliceosomal complex; nucleolus. The transcript is spliced from 7 exons. Gene Ontology annotation, biological process: positive regulation of mRNA splicing, via spliceosome. NCBI's taxonomy places the organism in Eukaryota, Apicomplexa, Aconoidasida, Piroplasmida, Theileriidae.
UUUUAUGUGUUUCAAUUUUUUAUUAUUUUAAAAAUGAUUUUUAAAUAAAACAUGGCGUCCAGAGUUUUAGAUAUUCUUUCACUUUAUAAUCGCAACCAAGAGGCUACUUUAUAUAUAGGUAAUCUCGAUUUACAAGCCGAUGAGGAACUUCUUUGGGAAUUUUUUAUGCAAGCAGGAAGAGUUAAGAGUAUUAACGUUCCAAGAGAUAAAGUUACCGGCCAACACCAAGGUUUUGGAUUCGUAGAAUAUGAAACUGAAGUCGACGCUGACUAUGCCCUAAAGAUCCUCAAUUUUGUUAAAUUAUACCACAAACCGUUAAAACUGAACAAAGCUUCAAAAGAUAAGGAAAUAAGAGAGGUUGGAGCUAAACUCUUUGUUGGUAACUUGGACGACGAGGUUGAUGAAAGACUACUCCAUGAUACCUUCUCAGCAUUUGGGCGAGUUUUGUCAGCCAAGAUGGUGAGGUCUGAAACCUCGGGCAAGACCUACGCCAUAGUUUCAUUUGACGAUUUUGAGGCUAGUGAUGCUGCUCUUCGUACUAUGAACGGCCAGUUUCUGUGUAACAAGCCAAUACACGUAUCAUACGCAUAUAAAGAGGACACUAAAGGUGAACGUCACGGGGGUGCUGCCGAGAGACUGAUUGCUUCAAAGAGGCCAAAGGAUUACAGUAAGCACAUGGCAGCUGCCCAGGCCCAGAUGCCAAUAGCAAAUACAUUCGUCCCUCCUCAAAUGCCCAUGUACCCCGUCAUGAAUCCGCCCCCAGUAAUGAUGCCUGGACUACCGCAGAACAUGGUUAACCCUCCACUGCUACCCCAACCUAAUAUGGGAGCUCUUCCCGUUGGAAUGCCACCACUGCCUAUGCAGAAUACAGUUCCAGUCAUUCCUCAAACAAUGCCUCAACCUCCAAUGUUUAAUAUGAACUAAUAUUUUUAACAAAUUA